Molecule: messenger RNA, 1532 nt
Organism: Spodoptera frugiperda (fall armyworm)
Lineage: Eukaryota; Metazoa; Arthropoda; Insecta; Lepidoptera; Noctuidae
Product: replication stress response regulator SDE2
Exons: 1
Coding region: 175-891 (238 amino acids)
Cellular component (GO): nucleus
Source: RefSeq, a predicted model, not a curated record
UCGCAGUUGAAGAGAUGCGUCACUGUCAGUAAUUGUGUGACGUCAGUCGAACUCGGUCAUAUAUACGCUUGUGUCGUAAACAUUGUGGAAGAAAAUACAAUAUUUUCUUACAAUCGUGGUGUUAAUUUCAAAGUGUGAUACAUAUUUUGAAGUAGUGCUAUUAAAAAAAUCAAAAUGCCUUGCGUAGUAAUAUUCGGAAAGCAUUUUACCACGGACGUAGAUUGCACGGAUGUGUUAUCGUUGAAACGUGAGAUUUCGCAAAAACAUGGUGUUCCAGUAGAAGACUUAUUGGCUACGCUUAAUGGAAGGCUCGUGUCUGAUGAUUACGACAUCUCGGGCAGCAACGAUGUGGUCCGGUUGUCUACUAAACUUGUUGGAGGAAAAGGUGGGUUCGGAUCUAUGUUACGUGCCAUUGGUGCACAAAUAGAAAAGACCACGAACCGUGAAGCUUGCAGAGACCUGUCCGGCCGUCGCUUGCGUGACAUUAACGAGGAAAAAAGGCUUAGAAAAUGGCUCGAAGGCCAAGAAGAAAGGGAAAAAGAAGCUGCUGAGCGAAAACAGAAAAAGCUUGAAAGGCUUGUUGCAGAACCUAAAAUUGAAGUGAACUUAAACGCCUCAUAUGAGAAGGAGCGUCAGGAUCUACCAGAGCGUGUGAGUUCUGCUGUGGAGGCUGGGUGGCAGGCAGCAGGAUCCUCAAACACUUUGAAACGGAAGUCAGAUAGUGACAAGGCUAAACCAAAGAAAGCUAAGCUUUGGAUUGAUGCAGAGUUGUCUGACUGCUCAUCUCUGAGUGAGGAUGAAGAGGAGGAUGAGAAGACAUCAAGUCCUGGUCAGCAGGUGUCCACAGACAGUGGGAAUGAGUCUGACAAGGCAUCAACAAAUAGUAAAUAACAGAAUGUGUGCAAGUGACUGUAUUUUGUUCAAUAUGUUAUAAUUUUACUCUAAUUUCACAUAAAAAUGUGUUUUUCUUGUGUGAAAGUAAUUUUGUAAUUAUACUGUAAAUGUUAUCUUAGUUAAGUGUGUAUUUUAGUUUGUAAACAUAACAUAAAAUUACAGUACAUGAUUUUAAAUUAUGGAUCUUGGAAUCACAUAAAAACCUGUGUAAGUUAGUAAUGUUCAGGAGUAUUGUGUAAUUUCCAUUACUACAAUGUUUGAGACCUAUUUUUUUGUAAAAGCUGUCUUUUGUUUACUUCAUCAUUAUAUCAGCCAAAAGACGUCCACUGCUGAACAUAGUUAGGCCUCCUCCAAUUACUUCCAGAUAGGCUGGUUGGAAGCAACCUGCAUCCAGUGGAUCCUGGCGGUUUUUGUUUACUUGACCAGUUUAAAUUGUAAAAAAUGGGUUUGAUUGAAUCAAAACCAUUUUUGGAACCUAAAUUAGUAUUGUUGUAUAGAAAAACAUUGUAAUAUUACAACUUACUGUUCAUAAUUAUGUCUGUUUUGUUAUUUUGUGUAAAUUCUUAAGAUUAGGUUAAUUUUAUUUGUAAAACUAUGUAUAAAAAUACUUUUUGUAAAUAUAUUCAUAGCUUACAUAA